AACACUGCCCUCCCCGUGCGCGGAGCCGCCCUCUCCCCUCCUUCCCGCGAGCACCGCCGCCUCCCCUGACACCGCCGCCGCCUCGCCCGACGCUCCGCACACUGCCGCGGCGGCCCGGGGGGGAGGGGGCGGUGCGCCGAGCGUGCGCGCCCGGGGCGCCAGAUGUGCGGUCGCCGCCGCUAGCGACCCAGCGGCAGCCGGAGCCAGGUCGGGCUGUCUCGGCAAUGCUGCGGGGGCGACCUUGAACGCACCCUGGUUUCCCUCAGCGCAGCGGGGACCGCGCCGAGCCCCUGUGCCGGGUCCUGCCCUCUCCAGCCCGGCUCGCCCCGCGCUCGGACAUGGAAGGGGCGGCGGUGCCCGAGGCAGGGGAUGGCCCUGGUGUGGAGCCGGGGCCGCCGGGCUCUCUUCGGGAGGCGGUGGCCGGGGCGACUGCAGCCCCAGCGGAGCCCAGGAAGCCUCACGGGGUGAAACGACAUCACCACAAGCACAACUUGAAGCAUCGCUAUGAGCUGCAGGAGACCCUGGGCAAAGGCACCUACGGCAAAGUCAAGAGAGCCACCGAGAGGUUUUCAGGCCGAGUGGUCGCUAUAAAAUCCAUCCGUAAGGACAAAAUUAAGGAUGAACUAGACAUGGUUCACAUCAGACGAGAAAUUGAGAUCAUGUCAUCUCUCAGCCAUCCUCAUAUCGUCACUAUUUAUGAAGUGUUUGAGAACAAAGAUAAGAUUGUGAUCAUCAUGGAAUAUGCCAGCAAAGGAGAACUGUAUGACUACAUCAGCGAGCGGAGACGCCUCAGCGAGAGGGAGACCAGACACUUCUUCAGGCAGAUCGUGUCUGCUGUGCACUAUUGUCACAAGAACGGCGUGGUCCACCGGGACUUGAAGCUGGAGAAUAUACUGCUUGAUGACAACUGCAACAUUAAGAUCGCUGACUUUGGGCUUUCGAACCUGUACCAGAAGGACAAGUUCCUGCAGACAUUUUGUGGGAGCCCACUCUAUGCAUCUCCUGAGAUUGUCAAUGGGAGGCCUUACCGAGGGCCAGAGGUGGACAGCUGGGCCUUGGGUGUCCUGCUUUACACUCUCAUUUAUGGAACGAUGCCCUUCGAUGGCUUUGAUCACAAAAACCUCAUUCGACAGAUCAGCAGUGGAGAAUACCGGGAGCCUACACAGCCCUCAGAUGCGCGAGGACUCAUCCGGUGGAUGCUGAUGGUAAACCCUGAGCGCAGGGCCACCAUCGAGGACAUCGCCAACCACUGGUGGGUGAACUGGGGUUACAAGAGCAGCGUCUGUGACUGUGAUGCCCUUCCUGACUCCGAGUCUCCACUCUUGGCGCGGAUCAUUGAUUGGCACCAUCGUUCCACUGGGCUGCAGGCUGAGGCUGAAGCCAAGAUGAAGGGUCUGGCCAAACCCGGAGCCUCUGACGUUGUGCUGGAGCGGCAGCGGUCACUGAAGAAGUCCAAGAAAGAGAAUGACUUACCCCCGUCUGCCCAGGACUCCGUACCUGAAAGCCCAUCCAAGCUGAGUUCCAAGAGACCCAAGGGCAUCUUGAAGAAGCGAAGCAACAGUGAGCAUCGCUCUCACAGCACUGGCUUCAUAGAAGGCAUCGUGGGCCCUGCCUUACCCUCUCCUUUCAAAAUGGAGCAAGAUUUGUGCCGGACUGGCAUUGCCCUCCCCAGUUCCCCUGAGGCAGAUUUGUCAGGGAAGCUCAGCCUCAAACAGUCAGCCACGAUGCCCAAGAAAGGCAUCUUGAAAAAGACCCAGCAGAGAGAAUCUGGGUACUACUCAUCCCCUGAGCGCAGCGAGUCUUCAGAGCUGCUGGACAGUAAUGACGUCAUCGUCGGCAGUGGCCUCUCUCCCCCUCCCCCAGACGAAGCCAGGGGAACUUCCCACAGCCUGUCCUGCCGCAGGAAGGGCAUCUUGAAACACAGCAGCAGGUACUCGGAUGGUGCCACAGACCCUGCCAUUGCUGGCUCCGAAAUGCCCACACUGGAAUCCUUGUCAGCUCCUGGUGUCCCCUCUGAGGGCGUCUCUCGGAGCUACAGCCGCCCGUCCAGCGUCAUCAGCGAUGACAGUGUCCUGUCCAGCGACUCCUUUGACUUGUUAGAUCUACAGGAGAAUCGUCCGGCCCGCCAGCGCAUCCGCAGCUGUGUCUCUGCUGAGAACUUUCUCCAGCUUCAGGACUUUGAGACACCACACAGCCGGCCCCGGCCCCAGUACCUGAAGCGGUACCGGAACCGGCUGGCAGACAGCAGCUUCUCCCUCCUCACAGAUAUGGAUGACGUGACUCAGGUGUAUAAGAAAGCGCUGGAGAUCUGCAGCAAGCUCAACUAGCCCCUCAGGGCGCAGAGGGCGGGGCAGGCGGGGCGGGGGCGGGGGUCCAAGGGAGGAGGGAAACAGCAGCUUCAGGCUGGUUACCUCUUGGCUAGCCGAUACCCGGUCAGGUCUGGCCCAGCCAGUGUUUGGAGCCUUGACUCGGAAAUGGUUCUUUACCAGUUCUGCCAGCUGUCAGUCAGAAUGUGGGUCCUAACUGGCAUUCCCAUGUGGCAUCUCACAUAGGAUUGGCUCUCCAGGGAAGAUGAUGUCAGCCACCGUGAAGUGGGAGAGGGCACUGUGGGGGAGAGGGUGUGUCCCUAGAGGUCAUCUAGGCAUUUCUGGAGGAGGGGCAGGAAUACUGAGGACAUCUGCUUUGGAAGAAUACCUUAGCAAGCCUAGUCUGCCUGCAGAUGCCAGCAAGAUCGCAGCACCCUGAGCUUGACUUGGUGAUCAGUUAGCAUCUGCACUGUAUGCUGAUUGAGUGGCCUAGGCACAACACCCGCUGCUGUGAUGUGUACCAGUAACUGCUCGUGGCGUCAGGACUGUUGGGAACAGCAUGGCUGCCAGGACCAAGUCCUGGGAGUGGGUCACAGCACCGUGGUGCCUGCUGACUCCUUCAUGGCCCGGCAUGGCAUUUGUUCAUUUGCUCCUGAACCUUGAGUAGAAGACAGAGGGACUUGCUUAGGCAGCAGUUGCUUUCAGCUCUGCUAAGGACGCAGUCAGGCGCUGCUAAGUUUGGCUUCCCAGGGUCUGCCCCCGCUUCCCUGUUUUGGCCUCACCUGAAGGUGGGCAAGGAGAAAGGGAAAUUGAGAGGCCAGGGUGUUGUGAAUGGCAGGGCAAAGAGCCUCUGCAGUCUUUGCACAGUUCGAUGGAAGGUGAGACACGCCCGCGGCAAGACGUUUCACCUUCUUUCAUGUCUCAGUGUUAACUGGAACGCUGCUGCCCCUUGGCUUCUCACCUGCAGGAACGCUUUCAUUGGAUGUGAUGCUCUGGGGGAGCCACUGGCCAAUCCAUCCACAAGUAUGGAACCUUAACAGUAGAUGGGUUGCUUCUAGGGAGCUAGCGUGUGUGUAGGUGGGUGUGUGGAUGGGGAAAGUGUGGUUUGAUAGAAGCUGCUUGGCUUCUCCUAACCUAAAUGUUCUGUCUCAUGGUUUUGAUCUCCUGCACUUUGGGGAGAAACAAAUUCCAUCCAUCCAUGGCACAAGAUGUUGACAGAGAAGAGUGUUGGGGAGAAGCUUAGGGACAUUGCUUUAGGAGUCAUCCAGAUGGCGUUGGAGGAGGCAAAAAGGGGUGUGCCGGGAUGCUUAAAAAUGGUCAAGCUAGUUAUCUAAUCUCCCAACACUAAAAUUACGAUGACGUCAUCCCACGGUGGACAUCCUGGGGCUGAAGUGGUCUUUUGGGGCUGACCUGGGAACCCACUGGGUUGGGCAAAUGAGAAGCCUAAUUCUAAGGUGGCUGCCUCCUGAUAGCCUCCCAGAGAGAGGGUGGGGGAGGACGCAUCUUGGGAAGUUUUAGGAACAGCACACCACUGAGAAAAGUUGUCAGGAAGAUGCCGCCCUAUGUUUCUGGGGUUUUCGUCUCUGUGUGCCCCCACCCCCAUGGAAGGCCUGUGCUUCCUUUGGGUUGAGCUGGGCAGAGUACUGGGGGAGCCGCUUGGGUUCCUUCCGUUCAGUUUCACCUCCUUCCUGAAUUCUGGUGGGGGCUGAAAGGGAGAAGAAUCUGUAGGUAGAGAAGUGGGUUUGAGGGUUUGGGGUGCAGAGAGGGCAGCAUGCAGCAUCCAAUCCCCCAUCUCCUUCCCUCCCACUCUGCACAGCUGGCUGCUGAGUGUGGGACUGGUCUAAGGUACAUCAGCCAUUACUGCUUGGUGGGAUGUGUCUGUUUAGGAUUUCCCAUCGUUCUAAUGUCUCCAUUAGGAAAACCAUUCUCUGCCUUCUCUUCUCUCUUUUGUCAGCACUCUAUGGAAAAGCCGAUGCUUCCCACCCAUUCCAGGGCAGCAGUCCAGGACUGCCGUUAGCUCUGGUAGUGUCAGGCCCCUGCCGUGGUGUGAGAUAGAGCUGCUUCCUGCCUUUGGAAGCUGGAAAAGUGGGUGGCUGGUUUCCCAAGGCCAGACUCGAUUCUGACACCUGCUUCUCAGUGAGAUGCUGACUGUCCCUGCGAGGAAAAGUUAGAAUAGAGGAGAGCCCUAAAAAGCAGCAUCCCGAUUAAGUGCUGUUACCUACAAGCCAAUCCCCAGCCAAAGAAGGAGUGCCUGAUUCAUUUCCAUGGAGUCACCGGUGAGAGACACUCUGAUGACCCGGUGGUCAGAACGGGGAGACUGCUGCCAGCUCUCCUGGUCCUUUCUUUGCCCUGGGGCCCUCCCAUUGUCCUCGUUUACACAUCCGCCAAGGGGUGGAGCUGUACUUCGUUUUACAGGUAAAUUUCAAGGCACAAUCAGUUUUUAGGAAAGUGCUUCAAGACCUUGGUGACAUGACCGUACUAAAUUCCCUCUGGAUUUGGUCUCUGCUGCCAGGGGUUCUUUACCAAAUGAGCUGAGCGCUCUGCAGGGUGAAAUUCAGGCAUGAUUUGCCCAGGCCUGCUGUCUUGAGUACAAAUGUGAAUGACGGGACUCACUGCUUGCUGCCAAACUGGAACUGUUCUGUGGGGAUUUACUGGCAUGGUAUCAUUCCUAGGAGGAAGAAGAAAAAAAGAAAAAGGAAAAAAAGGAAGGGAAAGGAAAGUGAGAAAACUUGACUGCACAUUUUUUAAAUCCAUGUUGUGACUUUUAUUUAAUUUCUAUAUUUUUGGUAAUAAAAGGUUGAUUUUAAUUUGAAUUUGUCGUUUUUUAUUUAUUGGUCUAAAAGGCAUUUCAAAGGUAUUAUAAUAAUAUAUUGGUGUAAUUUAAUUGGUGCAGCGUGGCUUUAAGGCUCCAGUCAAAGCUGGUUUUCUCUUUUGACUGGUUUGAGAACAGCCUACAGGGAGAGGGAAAGAAAAGCUGGCUAAUUACCCAAAGUGUUCAUUUCUCAUUGGAAUCGAUUUCUGUCAUUUUCGUUUCUGUUUUUAUUUUUAAAUUAAAUAAAUUGCAAUGAACUGAA
Mesocricetus auratus (golden hamster) is the source of this 5380-nucleotide messenger RNA. It is a transcript of the gene Nuak1, whose product is annotated as NUAK family kinase 1. Gene Ontology annotation, biological process: intracellular signal transduction; protein phosphorylation; microtubule cytoskeleton organization. Bases 339 to 2327 code for a protein of 662 amino acids. The transcript is spliced from 7 exons. NCBI's taxonomy places the organism in Eukaryota, Metazoa, Chordata, Mammalia, Rodentia, Cricetidae. Gene Ontology annotation, molecular function: protein serine/threonine kinase activity; ATP binding; tau-protein kinase activity. Gene Ontology annotation, cellular component: cytoplasm. The record is from RefSeq and is a predicted model, not a curated record.